AUGGCGAUUAGAAAUUUUGUCCUGCCGUCUGGGCUUUUGACAGCCCCUUCACAGUCCCCCGCCGCCACCUCCGCAUCAGUUCUGCUUCCCGUUCUCCUCUUGGCUGGGAGUCGCUGCACGCUGUGUCCAGCCAGAAAGCUUAAGAAAGAUGUAGAGCCAAAGAAAAUGUUUAUAACUAAGGAGGAGCUAGAAGAGAGAAGAAAAGACACAAGCCGCAUCAAGCCCUUUGGUUUAACAGCCUGGAAACCUGUUGAUGAUGUUUAUGUAGCUCGUUACUACCCCAAGCCGAUUAUUGAGCCGGAAAUAGCAGUUGAGAUGCUAAAAACCUUCCAGAGGUUAGAAUUUACUAACCCAGACCAAGACGUACAUCUUCAACUGCAACUGGACAUGAAGCUGGAAAAAAAGAAUAAAUUGAACCCUUUUGUUGGUUAUGUUCACUUCCCAUUCCCAUUUGUGAAGGAACGAAAUAAAAUCUGUGUGUUUACCGAGAACGCAGAAGAAAUUGAGCUUGCAAAAAACAGUGGGGCUGCAGUUGUUGGAGGGACUGAACUCAUCCCUGAGAUUCUGAAUGAUGUAGUGCAAGCGGAUUUCUAUAUAGCAACACCUGAAAUUGCUUCAAAACUGACUAUUCUAAAAAACAAACUAAGGAAGAAAUUUCCAAAGAACAAAAGAGGUUCUGUGGGUAAUGACAUUGCCAACAUGAUUAAGCAGUUUGAAGCCAGCUAUGAAUAUAUUGUAGAAAGGGAGUGUAUUGUCCGGACUAAAAUAGCAACAUUGGAUAUGCCUCUUGAACAGAUAAUCGCUAACAUGGAUGCCCUAUUGAAAAAUGUUUGUGAAUACAAGCCACUGAACCUUGGACCUUUUGUGGAGAACGCUAUUCUGACAAGCGCUACAAGUGAGGCACUCUACAUCGAUUUUCAGAAAUUCCUUCCACAAGAGCCAGUCAAAAGUGAAGACUGAAUGGAACUUUGUAAAGAUGGCUUGUCCUGCACCAU
Molecule: messenger RNA, 995 nt
Organism: Nanorana parkeri
Lineage: Eukaryota; Metazoa; Chordata; Amphibia; Anura; Dicroglossidae
Gene: MRPL1
Product: mitochondrial ribosomal protein L1
Exons: 8
Coding region: 1-960 (319 amino acids)
Source: RefSeq, a predicted model, not a curated record